AUGGGGGACACAAGAGACAUCUGUCCUCACCUGGAUUCCAUAGGAGAGGUGACCAGGGAUGAUCUGCUGCUCAAAUCCAAGGGAACUUGCCAGUCUUGUGGAGCUGUGGGACCAAAUCUCUGGGCUUGUCUUCAGAUUGGUUGUCCUUAUGUUGGUUGUGGGGAGUCCUUUGCUGACCACAGCACACUUCAUGCACAGGCCAAAAAGCACAACCUGACGGUGAAUCUGACCACUUUCCGCAUCUGGUGUUACGCUUGUGAAAAGGAGGUGUUCUUGGACCAGCGUCUGGCAACGCACACGCAGGCACCUCCAGUAAAGUUCACUGAACCGGAUUCUCCAUUGCCUGCUCACCCUUUGAAAGCUGUCCCAAUUGCAGUGGCUGAUGAAGGCGAAUCUGAAUCAGAAGAUGACGAUUUGAAACCAAGAGGCCUUACUGGAAUGAAAAAUCUUGGGAACUCCUGCUACAUGAAUGCAGCACUUCAGGCUCUCUCUAACUGCCCACCUCUCACACAGUUUUUUCUGGAGUGUGGCGGACUGGUCCGUACAGAUAAGAAACCAGCGCUGUGCAAAAGUUACCAGAAAUUGGUGUCUGAGGUUUGGCAUAAGAAACGCCCGAGUUACGUUGUUCCAAGCAGUCUAUCCCAUGGAAUUAAACUCGUCAACCCCAUGUUCCGAGGCUAUGCACAGCAGGAUACUCAGGAGUUCCUGCGGUGCCUGAUGGAUCAGCUUCACGAAGAACUGAAGGAACCCAUUGUUGCAGAGACGAGGGAUUUGGAUACCAGUGACCAGGAUGACAAGCGAGAGGGUGACCGAAGCCCUUCGGAGGAUGAGUUCCUCUCCUGUGACUCGAGCAGUGACAGGGGUGAAGGUGAUGGUCAGAGCCGGACCACGGUGGGCAUGGGCAGCAGCUCCCUGUCAGAGACAGAGUUGUUGAUCCAGGAUGAAGCAGGGAGAGGGAUUUCCGAGAAAGAGAGGAUGAAGGACAGAAAGUUCUCCUGUGGCCAUCGGCGCAGCAACUCGGAGCAGGUGGAUGAGGACGCGGAUGUCGAUACUACCAUGAUGCCAGUUGAUGAACCUGACAACGAUGCCUACGUGCGCUGCUCCUCACGCCCCUGCAGUCCCGUCCAUCAUGAAGUGCACUCCAAGCUCUCCAGCAGCCCUCCUCGUUCCAGUCCUGCCAGGCUUGGACCUUCCUACGUACUCAAGAAAGCCCAGAUGCAGGCUUCUGGGAAAAAGAAGAAAGAACUUCGUUAUCGCAGUGUGAUUUCUGACAUCUUCGAUGGCUCCAUUCUCAGCCUGGUGCAGUGCCUCACCUGUGACAGAGUUUCUACGACAGUGGAGACGUUCCAGGACCUGUCACUCCCAAUCCCAGGGAAGGAGGACUUGGCCAAGCUGCACUCUGCCAUCUACCAAAACGUGCCAGCUAAGACCGGGGCAUGUGGGGACAACUACGCCUCACAAGGCUGGAUUGCUUUCAUCAUGGAGUAUAUCCGGAGAUUUGUGGUGUCCUGUAUCCCUAGCUGGUUUUGGGGUCCUGUUGUGACACUGGAGGAUUGCCUUGCUGCCUUUUUUGCAGCAGAUGAGUUGAAGGGGGACAACAUGUACAGUUGUGAACGGUGUAAAAAACUGCGGAAUGGAGUAAAGUACUGCAAAGUCCUCCGGCUACCAGAGAUUCUUUGCAUCCACUUGAAACGGUUCCGGCAUGAGGUGAUGUAUUCCUUCAAGAUCAACAGUCACGUCUCUUUCCCCUUGGAAGGGCUGGAUCUGCGACCUUUCCUAGCCAAGGAGUGCGUCUCCCAGAUCACCACCUAUGAUCUCCUGUCAGUCAUCUGUCACCACGGCACAGCAGGCAGUGGGCAUUACAUAGCCUACUGCCAGAACGUGAUCAACGGGCAGUGGUACGAGUUUGAUGACCAGUAUGUCACUGAAGUCCACGAGACCGUGGUACAGAACGCAGAAGCCUACGUCUUGUUCUACAGCAAAAGCAGUGAAGAAGCUGUGCGAGAGCGGCAGAAAGUCGUGUCCCUUGCCAGCAUGAAGGAGCACAGUUUACUCCAGUUCUACAUCUCUCGAGAGUGGCUCAAUAAAUUCAACACCUUUGCUGAGCCUGGUCCCAUCACCAAUCACACCUUUCUGUGCUCUCACGGAGGGAUCCCUCCUAAUAAAUACCAUUACAUCGAUGACCUGGUUGUGAUUCUGCCCCAGAAUGUCUGGGAAUAUCUCUACAACAGGUUCGGGGGCGGCCCUGCUGUGAACCAUCUGUACGUGUGCUCCAUUUGCCAAGUGGAGAUCGAAGCCCUGGCCAAACGGAGGAGAAUUGAAAUCGACACCUUCAUCAAGCUGAACAAGGCUUUCCAGGCAGAGGAGUCUCCGAGCGUCAUCUACUGUAUCAGCAUGCAGUGGUUCCGCGAGUGGGAAGCCUUUGUCAAGGGGAAGGAUAACGAGCCACCCGGACCCAUUGACAACAGCAAGAUCGCCCUCACCAAAGCCGGCGGCCACGUGCAAGUGAAGCAGGGUGCCGACUACGGGCAGAUUUCGGAGGAGACGUGGAUUUAUUUAAGCACACUGUAUGGAGGGGGCCCAGAGAUUGCCAUCAGACAGAACGUGGCCCAGGUCCAAGAACUGGAAAACCUACAUGGGGAGCAGAAGAUUGAAGCGGAGACGCGAGUGGUGUGA
Pterocles gutturalis (yellow-throated sandgrouse) is the source of this 2676-nucleotide messenger RNA. RefSeq names its product ubiquitin specific peptidase 20 (gene USP20). Bases 1 to 2676 code for a protein of 891 amino acids. Gene Ontology annotation, molecular function: zinc ion binding; cysteine-type deubiquitinase activity. The transcript is spliced from 23 exons. NCBI's taxonomy places the organism in Eukaryota, Metazoa, Chordata, Aves, Pterocliformes, Pteroclidae. Gene Ontology annotation, biological process: protein deubiquitination. The record is from RefSeq and is a predicted model, not a curated record.